AUGGCCUCGGCGGUGUUCGAGGGCACCUCGCUGGUGAACAUGUUCGUGCGCGGCUGCUGGGUGAACGGCGUGCGGCGGCUGGUGGUGAGCCGGCGCGGCGCCGAGGAGGAGUUCUUCGAGGUGCGCGCCGAGUGGUCGGACCGCAGCGUCCUCUACCUGCACCGCAGCCGCGCCGACCUGGGCCGCCUCUGCAAGCGCCUCCUCGACUCCUUCCCCGAGGACCGGCCCGAGCUGUCGCGGUCGCCGCUGCUCCAAGGAUUGAUUACAAUCAAAGAGUCUCAAGACAUAGAAGCCAGGCUUAAUGAAGUAGAGAAGCUUCUCAAGAACAUCAUAAAUAUGCCCUGGAAGUACUCCAGAUCUGAAGUUGUCCUCACUUUCUUCGAAAGAUCUCCUCUAGACCAGGUGCUAAAAAAUGACAACAUCCAUAAAAUUCAACCAACUUUUCAAAGCCCAGUUAAAAUAUCAGAAAUCAUGCGCUCCAAUGGGUUUUGUUUAGCCAAUACUGAAACAAUAGUUAUUGAUCACAGUAUACCAAAUGGAAAAGACAAAAACUUGGAUGUAGAUUCAGCAGAACACUUGUUUGAGAACGUUAGUGACUUCACAUCAGAACUAGAGGACAGUGAUGACCCAGCAGCAUAUGUCACCAACUUGUCAUAUUACCACCUUGUUCCAUUUGAGACAGAUAUUUUGGACUAAGUCUGUCAAGUGAACUUCAUGGCUGAUGACUUAUUCACGACAUCCACCACCACAUAGCUUUGCAUUAGUCACACAUGCCAAAGCUGUGUGAUGAACAGCAGAGAAGGGCUAGCUGAAAUACUUGUCUUGAAGCUGUAGCUGCUUGGUUCUUCACUGUGGCUCCUGGAGGCACCUUGAAAAGAUAAAACUCUUUCCUGAACAGCUGAGAGACCAUUCAUACUGCCAAAGGAAUGAAGCAAGUGCACCAGUGGCUAAAUAAUCUCAAGAAAAGACAUGAGACUUCAAAGCUA
Messenger RNA from Euleptes europaea (tarantolino), 986 nucleotides. It is a transcript of the gene PXDC1, whose product is annotated as PX domain containing 1. Gene Ontology annotation, molecular function: phosphatidylinositol binding. The transcript has 5 exons. The coding region runs from base 1 to 696 and encodes 231 amino acids. Lineage: Eukaryota; Metazoa; Chordata; Lepidosauria; Squamata; Sphaerodactylidae. The record is from RefSeq and is a predicted model, not a curated record.